CAUAUUUCAAUGUCAAACUUUGUUUUCUCUUUUUCCCCUUCUUUCCCAGACGGUGGUUUCCAUUGCUUAAAUCUUCUUCAUCCUUCCGACUCAUAGAUUUUCUCAAGCUUAUUUGGUUAUCGAGAGGUGGCUUAGCUUGAGUUUACUCUCCAUUGUUGUAUUCUCCGAGAUCGGAGAUAAACGGAUUGGAUCUGGAGAUCAGAUACUGUUUUAAAAAUCCUCAUUUUUCAUAUAUUCACUGCAAUUUCGCUUUAGGAUCUUGAUUUAAGGCUUGGUGGAAGGCAAAACUGAUUUAGAGAGGGCAUUCAGAUAUGUCGGCACUCUUCAAUUUCCACUCCUUUUUGACAGUAGUGCUGUUAGGGAUUUGUACAUGCACUUAUGUGAAGAUGCAUUUUCCUGCACUACUUGAACAGAGAACUGGGUUUCGAGGUUUCUUUUGGAAGGCUGCUAGAAUAGGUGAACGGUUGAGUCCUUGGGUGGCAGUGGGCUGCUUGACGAUGGGUGUUUCAAUAAUCUUCUUCUGAGAGAACAACUGUUUGCAAUUCAUGAAAGUACACUCUCAGCUGGGCUUAAAUUAGCACUUGAAUCUAUUUUUCAUCAAAUGAUCUGUUCGAUUAAAAGAUGGCACGAAACUUGAUGUGACACCAACACUGCUUUCUUGAUCAUGAACUGAGUUUUAUCGUGUGGAAAUUUUGGAUUGUGACAAUGUUCGACUCUC
Messenger RNA from Solanum lycopersicum (tomato), 718 nucleotides. RefSeq lists its product as uncharacterized. The record is from RefSeq and is a predicted model, not a curated record. Lineage: Eukaryota; Viridiplantae; Streptophyta; Magnoliopsida; Solanales; Solanaceae. Gene Ontology annotation, biological process: intracellular transport; protein secretion.